Topomyia yanbarensis is the source of this 3797-nucleotide messenger RNA. RefSeq lists its product as uncharacterized. The record is from RefSeq and is a predicted model, not a curated record. NCBI's taxonomy places the organism in Eukaryota, Metazoa, Arthropoda, Insecta, Diptera, Culicidae. Bases 974 to 3526 code for a protein of 850 amino acids. The transcript has 6 exons. Gene Ontology annotation, biological process: proteolysis. Gene Ontology annotation, molecular function: serine-type endopeptidase activity.
GCCAGCAGCGGUAGUCGGUCGGUAACUUCCGAGUCGAGCGGACGUGUUACGUUUCGUUACCAGGUCAACGAAGGCUUGGAUUAAAACCACCAAGCGCCCACUGUCUGUUUUUACUGCCCAUUUGCGUGUGCGGUGUUCGGGUACUGGCGGUGUGCGGACGAUUCGCGAGGAUCUUGAGUGGAUUCGCUAAUUAGUGUGCUGCUGUGUGAGAUUUUAUUUAUAACAGAAAAGUCUCUGUGUCUAAGUUUUCGCGCCCGAAAACAGAAAAGCGUGAGCCAAAAUUCGUUUGUGGGGCGGAUAACGCUCGAAGAAUGCGUGUGUGAUCUGGCGAUAAUUUUCCCGAGGGAAUGAGAAGAAGAGCAUCUAGAUAACAGACCGCGCGAUCGAGUUGAUGGGUAAUUGGUCGAACCGGUGGCAGAUUUAUGCUGCGUUCUAGUUUCUUUUUCUCGUAAAUUUGAUUAUUAUUUUAAUAAAGUUCAAUCAAUUGAACACCAAGCAAGUGCUCUCGGAGUGGCUGUACUAGGCAGAGUUGGAUUAAAUUGCACCAAAAUUGGAUCACCUUUAUCGGUUGGAUUAGCAUAUAUGCGAAAUAGAAGAGAGUGUAUUUUCGAGUCGAUUUAAUUCCAAUAUUCGGCACAUGAAACAAGGGCGCCUGUGUAAAGAAUAACAUUACCAGGAAACGAGUGCAACAGGUCGACAAGACAAGGGAAGUGUUUUUCGUUUGAUGAGCGCAAUCUGUAAAAAAAAAAUAAUAAAUAAGCGUCGAAAUAGUGAGGCAAAAGUUGAUUGUGUUCUUAUUAAAAAAUAUUGAACUACACAGAAAACCGUUAUAACUACACAAAGGAUACUCACGACAUAUGGUUUGAAUCGCAUUGCAGCAUCAUCGAGUGAAGAUCCAGCAAACGCAAACCAAAUGUGUUCGAACGAGAGCAGCUAGUUUCGGAACAAGCCAGGCCGGAGAACAUCACGGAAAAUGAAUCAUGUGCAAAUAGUUGUUAGCGUUCUUCGAACUUUGGCGGUUCUACGAUGCCUACCGUGUCUGACGGCAUAUCAUCUACCCCAAUCUCCGAGCCAAGGGGUACAAACACUGAGUAGCCUGAUGGCGGUACCACCACUGCCCGCGCACCAUCUAAGGUCCAACUCGCCUCAUACAAUGGAACCACCACAGUUCCUUAUACCACCGAAGUUGGAUAAUUCCUCCGAAACGGCUGAAGAUGGCAGGAUAGAUCGUAGCUACCACAAGACACGCAAGGUCGUCUACAAGCACCCCUCACGGUACGGCUAUCCGAAGCUCCGACGUCGUCCGCUGUAUCCGUCCUUGCAUCCCAAUUACUACACCGCAUACACAAAAUGGACCCACUGUGAUCUAUUUUGCAGGCAACGCCGAGAACGGUUCUGCAUAGCGCGAUCCAAAUGCGGUCUCCAUAUACACGUAGAGGAACGCAUUUGCCACCGAUCGCUGUGUUCGCCUCUGACAAUUCCAUCAUCAUACAACAAAUACGAGCGAAUCCCCUGGAGCAAAUACUCCGUGGUUGGAGAAGAUUCGUACAAAUCUAAGAAAAAGAAGCGUAUUAUCGUAACCGAUGACUAUGACGAAGACUACUACAAUGAGGACGAUGACGAUGACGACACGGAGUACGUGAUCAUCAAGAAGAAGUCUAAGCGAAAAUGGAAGCGGCCCCACAUCAUCUACCAACGUCGGAAAGAAAGUCGACCAGCUAACCAUCGGCCUAGGACCCCACUAGAUGAAGAUUACGAUCAAUUUUCCGAACAACGCAUUCAGAACCAACAGAAGCCGUUGAAGGUCGUUCCGGACGACUUCGAUGAUCAGAAAAUUUUUAGCCCCAGUCCGCAUUACGAGCAACGAUACAACACAGCUCAAACCUUUCGCCGGCGGCCACAUACGGCCGCAGUAAGACGGAAACCCUCAAGGCUGACGGAUUACUUCGAAGACUAUGACAAUUUCUACCGAGAUGAUUUAGGUUUCACGAAUCGAAGAGAAGAACUGUUCGACUCCGAUGGAUUCUAUCCCAUCAGUGAACGCUUGGUGGGUACAGCCGAUGACGAAGAUGGUGCUAGCGGUAAUCUAACAUCAACGGCAGAAUUCGACCGAUUGAUGGAGUCGUUUCCAACCGAGGCUUCGACAACGGAAGGGAAGGAAUCUCACCACACAAAGCGAGAUGUAAGCAAUGACCUGGAUGACUACGGGGAAGAUGCGGAUUCAGAUUUAUCGGAUGAGGACGUCAGUAACAGUACGGCGGAGUUUGGACCCGAUGGCAAAAAGUAUCCUGGAAAUAGUUUGUUGAAACUGGGUGUUGUAACGCAAAAGAAAGCUCGCGAGAAAGCAGUCUUCGAAAUGCCGAGAAAGGUCGACAAUCCGUAUUCCAAGUGGAGCCGAUGGUCCAAGUGUACGGCGAAAUGUACUACCCGAAGAUUCAAACGGUGCAAAGUACCGGUCGUGUGUAGUAACGACAUCAUCCGCGAGGUAGCCUACUGCUACACAGAGGGUAGUUUCUGUGAAGAAUGGAUUGGUAAUCAGUUGUAUCAAAACAAAAUUCCCCAACCAACGACCGUUGCAACGACCACGGCAAAGCCAACCAAACCUCCGAGAAAUCCGCUAGUGCUGCCUCAUCACCAAUCAGCUCGUAGUCGGAGUGACGUUCAAGACAAUUCCAUAGCACAGCAGUCCUUCGGAAAUCGUAGAGGUCUGCUGCAGCCAGAAUACUUACCUCAGGAGAUGAUGUGCGGUCUUCCGGUUACUCGAAAUAAAUCGAAGAAGUACCUGUACAAUAUGUUAAGAAUUAUUGGCGGAAAAGCCUCGCGGCGAGGGCAGUGGCCCUGGCAGGUAGCGAUUCUAAACAGAUUCAAAGAAGCUUUCUGCGGUGGGACUCUCGUUGCUCCUCGUUGGAUUCUCACGGCAGCUCACUGUGUUCGGAAACGACUCUACGUUCGAUUAGGAGAACAUAACCUACAGCAAUCGGACGGAACGGAGAUGGAAUUUCGGGUCGAGUUCAGUAUAAAGCAUCCACGGUAUGACAAAAAGACGGUUGAUAACGAUGUUGCGUUGUUGCGGUUGCCACGAGAUGUAGAACGAUCCAACUUCGUAGGCUACGCUUGUCUCCCGGAUCGGUAUCAACCGCUUCCGACGGGGCACACCUGCACGAUCAUAGGUUGGGGCAAGAAGCGGCACAGUGACGAUGCUGGAACGGAUGUUUUGCACGAGGCAGAAGUACCGAUCAUCACCACUGACAAGUGUCGGGCAGUUUACCACGACUACACCAUUACGAAGAACAUGUUUUGCGCCGGUCACAAACGAGGUCGAAUAGAUACCUGCGCAGGAGACUCCGGUGGGCCGCUGCUCUGCAGGGACACAACGAAGGUGAACAGCCCUUGGACGAUAUUUGGCAUCACCAGCUUUGGCGACGGCUGUGGCAAGAAGAACAAGUUCGGUAUCUACACCAAACUGCCGAAUUACGUGGACUGGGUGUGGUCAGUGAUAAAUUGCGACGGGAACUGUCGGACGUGAGUUGGGAUCCAAUUGAGAGAGGCGAGUGAGAACGUGAUGUUCGAAAGAGGGGACAGAGAGAGAGAGAAAAAGCGAAACGAUUUCAGUCGAUUUUUGUAUAAAUAAGAAUUAGGCUUUUGAAAACAAAUCUUCCAAUCUCGUAUUUAUUGCUCUAACAAAUAAGUUGAAGAAUAGGGGACAGAGAGCUUACAUUCUAACAAUAGGUAUUUAUUUUAAAUGCUGUGUAUAGUAUUUUUACGAACAAUAUAGACAUUAGUAGAAUAAAUCUGAA